Messenger RNA from Sebastes umbrosus (honeycomb rockfish), 3350 nucleotides. RefSeq names its product ATG13 autophagy related 13 homolog (S. cerevisiae) (gene atg13). Gene Ontology annotation, biological process: protein localization to phagophore assembly site; mitophagy; autophagosome assembly. The record is from RefSeq and is a predicted model, not a curated record. The transcript has 18 exons. Bases 180 to 1799 code for a protein of 539 amino acids. Gene Ontology annotation, cellular component: phagophore assembly site; extrinsic component of membrane; Atg1/ULK1 kinase complex. NCBI's taxonomy places the organism in Eukaryota, Metazoa, Chordata, Actinopteri, Perciformes, Sebastidae.
GCGCUGCUAUGCCAACACGUCGACAUGGAGAAGAUAAACAGUCGCUUGUUGACGUUGUGUACAUCUGAACUGGGCGUGUAAAUGCUCGUAAAACACACCAUUUCCCGCCGUCUUUACUACAUUAACUUGUACUUUAUUGAUGCUCCAUUGCUGAGGGAGAAGCUCAUGGUCGUGACAACAUGGACAGUGGCCUGAGUCCCCAGGAUAAAAAGGACUUGGACAAGUUCAUUAAGUUCUUUGCCUUGAAGACCGUCCAGGUGAUUGUCCAAGCGCGUCUUGGAGAGAAGAUCUGCACUCGCUCGUCCUCGUCGCCUACUGGCUCUGAUUGGUUUAAUUUGGCCAUCAAAGACAUCCCAGAGGUGACUCAUGAAGCCAAGAAGGCACUGGCGGGCCAACUUCCAGGCAUCGGACGCUCCAUGUGUGUCGAGAUCUCCCUGAAGACGUCAGAGGGUGACUCGAUGGAGUUAGAGACAUGGUGCCUGGAGAUGAAUGAAAAGUGUGAUAAGGACAUCAAGGUGUCAUAUACAGUCUACAACCGUCUGUCUGUCCUUCUGAAGUCCCUGCUGGCCAUCACCAGAGUAACACCCGCCUAUAAACUAUCCAGAAAGCAGGGACACGACUAUGUCAUAUUAUACAGGAUUUACUUCGGGGAAGUCCAGCUGAGUGGGUUAGGAGAAGGUUUUCAGACGGUGCGUGUCGGCGUCGUCGGCACCCCCGUUGGCACAGUCACACUUUCAUGUGCUUACCGCACCAACCUGGCGUUCAUGUCCAACAGACAGUUUGAGCGGUCGGCUCCCAUCAUGGGGAUCAUCGUGGAUCACUUUGUGGAUCCUCCCUGCGGCAGCCAGCGUCCUGCGACCAUGGGACACCCCUGCAACUACAGAGCUCCAGAUGAGGAGGACGGAGGAUAUCCAGGGGUUCAGGACUCACAGGAGGUCUGCACCACCUCCUUCUCCACCUCCCCACCGUCACAGUGUGUGUGCACACUGAGUCCUUCGCCCUCUAAACUGUCUAAGCCCCUCCCUCUGGACAGUCUGCCGCUGCCACUGGCUCCUGGACUUGUCACUCACACUCUGUAUGCUUCCAGGUUAUCAUAUCAUCCUCCAGCUCCAGCAGGAGCUGCUGAGCUUCAUCACCCUGCUGCAAACCAGGCGUUGCAUGCUGGGAAGGAGCACGGAGGGGUUGUGUUGGUUCCCACCCAGCCUCCUCAUGGAGCUGAUGCUCAUCUGGCAGCGGAGCCCGCCGCCAACACACCUGGCAGCAGCGGUGACGAUGACGGCCUGACGCACAGUGGAGAAAGAAGGAGGGAUGAAGUGAGGAGGAGCGCUUCUCCCUCUGACCCCGUGGAGUCUCUCAACGCAUUCACGAGGAAGAUCGGAGCCUUUGUCAAUAAAUCCAACACACCGAUAACAGCAGCCAGUCUGGACCUGCCGUUCGCUGCAUUUGCUCCUCGAGGCCUGGACUCCGAGGAGAACGAUCCCAUGGUGCAGCCUCCAGACUCUCCUCCUUGCCCGUCACCCCUGCAGGCCAGCCUCCACUCUCAGGGCUCAGAGGGAUCGGGGCCGCAGGACGACUUUGUCAUGGUCGACUUUCGUCCAGCCUUCUCUAAAGACGACUUGUUGCCGAUGGAUCUGGGCACUUUCUACAGAGAGUUUCAAAACCCCCCUCAGCUGGCCAGCCUCUCGCUACACAUCAGCGCCCAGUCGAUGGCCGAUGACCUGGACUCGCUGCCGGAGAAACUGGCCGUUUAUGAGAAAAACAUCGACGAGUUUGACGCUUUCGUGGACAUGCUCCAAUAGAAGAGGACGACAUGUGAGAAAAAAGACUAAAUGGAUGGUGGCAAGUGAAACAGAAAAACCCAGAAUGAAAGGGAGAAGCAGACUCUGUAGUCGUUUGUCCUGUGAGAAUCAGACUAAAUCACCGUAUUUUAAUGUGAAGCUCCUCAUUUUCUGACAUCUUCCUCUCUUCCCUUCCCGUCAGGCUCGUUCACCUUCACCUUCGCUUGUACAGAUCACUGUAAAUACUGUAUCAUCUCCUCCGAACACCCCCUCUCUGGUCUGGUAGUGUUAACUUAAAAAAGUCUUUAUUUUCUAUGUGGCACGAAUCUGCUCACGCCGUCAGUGUUUAAUCAGGAUUUCAAUCAAUUCUGUCUCUUUAGACAGCCAUGCAAUUCACGGACAGACUACCUGCACGCACACUGAACACUACUAGUACUUCCUCUACAUACAUCACGGCCUUCCUGAUCAUGUCCGAGCUAGAAGGUGAAGGAUCAGUGACUCUAGAAAUCAAAACCGAUACUCUCUUUCUUCAAGGCUGAAAUCUUGAAAAGCUGGUCUUAGCAAAUUAAAUUGCACAUAGCCUUACAGAGGAAACAAAACCUAAUUAAGUCCUCAUUCACAGUCUCACGAUUGACAGUCUUGUAUCAGAAGCAGUUGCGGGUUGCUCAAAAGCAACUUGGAGGUUACCCUAGCCAGGUGUUCCCAGCUGGUCUGGGGAUUUAAACUGUCAAUGUCAACAAAUGGCCCCAAUGGAAUUUAAAGUGAAUUAAAUGAUGUCCAUACGUGUACAGAAAAAAAAUUUUUCCACGCUGAAGCUACUUGUUGUGUAGCUCCACUCCGUUGCCAGUUUUCUAGUGUUAUACUGCAGUAGUUGUAGCUACCUGACAGACUGGCAGCGGAGUGGAUUUACAACACGCAUGUGUAUAUUUUGGGGGGUUUUGUAAAAAGUGGGAUAAACACAUUUCCAGCUGUCUACAGAAGGGGGCCGGGGUCACCAUCCAUGACUGUCAGAGUUUGGUUGAAAGCUUUAAUUUAAACGUUUCUUUGCUGUUGGUCUAGAUGUCCUAAUAAAGCAUGGCUGCUCUGUUGAAACAACUGAGGUCUGUCAAAUGACUGGAGCCACAGAAAUGAUGGCGUGUACACCAUUUAUCACACAAACUGGUAUGUGUAAGGUUUUCUAGAGUAGUUGUUUUCAAUGUAGAAAUGAUGAUGUGGAUAAUGUCAAAGGCUUACACCUUAUAGCCAUCAGGCGAUUAGUUUAACAGACUGGAAACGACUAAAAACCUAUAACGUCCAGUGACUUCCAGGAGUCUCUUUCAUUAUCGAUUAAUCUGCCAAUUAAUUUCUAGACUGAUUGUUUGGUCUAUAAAGUCAGAAUAGUGAAAAAUGUCCAUCCCAGUUUCUCAAAGUCCAAUGUGAUGUCUUUAAAUGUCUUGUUUUGUCCAAAACCCAAAGAUAUGUCUAUAUUUGAGAGGUUGAAAACAGCAUUUUCUGCCAUUUUUGCAAGAAAAAUUACGUCAACAAUUAAUUAUCGAAAUAGUCGCAGAUUAAAUUAAAAUCACUGGGUCUUUA